Xyrauchen texanus (razorback sucker) is the source of this 2073-nucleotide messenger RNA. RefSeq names its product transcription factor MafK-like. Bases 220 to 699 code for a protein of 159 amino acids. Gene Ontology annotation, biological process: regulation of transcription by RNA polymerase II; regulation of epidermal cell differentiation. Gene Ontology annotation, cellular component: nucleus. The transcript is spliced from 3 exons. Gene Ontology annotation, molecular function: RNA polymerase II cis-regulatory region sequence-specific DNA binding; DNA-binding transcription factor activity, RNA polymerase II-specific. The record is from RefSeq and is a predicted model, not a curated record. Lineage: Eukaryota; Metazoa; Chordata; Actinopteri; Cypriniformes; Catostomidae.
UUUUUUUAUGAAUGAAAGCUGCUAGCCCUCUGAUGGUGGAGUGAUUCCGGGAAAAGGGCGUUUUGCUCUCUCGUCUAAACACGGGCAGUACUGCUUUAAUGUAAGUUGAAAUACCGGAGAAGCGGUGAGAAUCGUGGCCUUUUCGAUAAUCGGCGACGUGUGAAAUAAGGCGAAGAAGAGAAAUCAACACCAGGUUACAGGGAUACAUUCAACCAGACAAUGACUUCAGACUGCAGAGCUAGUAAAGCCCUAAAGGUGAAAAGGGAAUGUGGGGAGAACGUACCAGUCCUGAGUGACAGUGAGCUGAUGUCACUCUCAGUGCGUGAGCUGAACCUGCACUUACGUGGUUUGUCAAGGGAGGAGGUGCAGAAGCUGAAGCAGAGACGGCGUACGCUGAAGAAUCGUGGCUAUGCAGCGAGCUGCCGGGUGAAGCGCGUGUCCCAGCGCGAGGCCCUGGAGCAGCAGAAGAAGGAGUUGCAGCGGGAGGUGGAGCGGCUGGGGUCCGAGAACGCAGGCAUGCGGCGUGAGUUGGAAGGGCUGGGUGCCCGUCUUGCUGCACUGCAGCGCUUCGCCCGAGGUUUGGAAUCUGGAGGAGGCAGCCUGCUGGCCACCACACCCCGCCUCAACACAGCCUCCGUCAUCACAAUAGUGAAGACACCCCAGCAGGCGCACACCACUAGAGAGCAAGGAGCAUCCUAGGGGCAUCUCACUCACAUAGAGACGCAGACACACAUGGUACACAAUAUGAUCCCAUAGACAGACAGGACCGUGUUUGUUCAGUUGAAGACACCUAUUCAUUUGUACUCAUAUUUACAGCAGCAAAAACACAUUCCAGAUGGAAAACAGUUGCAUCUAUUCACUUCGGUAUACACACACACACACACACACACACACACAGAGAGACUAUAAAUACACUCUUAAAAUGUCCAAGAAUAAUCUCAGUACUGUUGUGCUGGCCUCAAUAUAAUGACAAGUGUAUAAGUCUGCAUUAAGCAAUUGCUAUUAUGCCCAUAUUGAUAUUACUGUGCUUUCUGGGAGACCAUCCAUGUUGCAAAUAGUCCUAACAACACAGUUGUCUUCACUAGACUUAUGUGUGACCAUGAACAUUUUAGAAGCUGGUUAGUUUUGCUGGAAUAUCUCUUGGGUAUUAAUGAAUCAUGGGACUGUAGAAUGUUAAAUCAGUGCAGAUUUAUUGCUACAUGCAAUUUAUAUAUAUAUUCAUGUUUUUAUAAAAUACAAAUGUUCUACAACAGACAUGAAAGCUAUUUUAUUUGUGUUCAAGACAGGUAAUUUGUGCAGUGAUUGGUCUAAAUACUACUAGUUUGGGGACAUUCUCUUGAAUAUUGUAAUGGAUUUGACACAUGUUUUUUUUGUAAUGUUUACUUGUUGUAAUGAAUAGUGUGGUAAUGGUAAGGUAUUUGGCCCCAUUACUUGUAAGAUGAUUCAGUAUGUGUGAAGGUUGUAUUUGUACUUAUAUUAGAGCAGCUUGUUUGUAGUGGUAUUUUUGUAUUUAAAACCAAGACCAUAUAUAUUAUUUGCUAUUUAUGAUUAAAAACUUAUCUGAAUAUUUUGGACAGUUGGAAUAUUAAAAACAAAAUACCAUUAGAAGGACAGAGUAGAAUGAGAAUCUGAGGAAGAAGUGAAAAUAGAGGACAAAGAGGAAGAGCGAAGCCAUGAGAAGUCAGCACUUACAUGGGUGGGAAAAAGGAGUGACUGAGGGAAAGUUUGAGAGACUGAAAUAAGAAAUGGUGUCACAUGUGCGUCACAUUAACCCAUGAUCAUCAAGAAGGUUCUUGCCAGCUACAAGGCUGGGUUACAGUAGAUGGGGGUAAUACUGUAUGACCGGUUAAUAAUCAAUGAUUUUAAACAUUUUGAUAUUUCUGGUGAUUUUCUAAUUUGACAUGUAUUUAGUUAUGUUGUUGUCCAUACUGAGCAUCAUGUAAAAUGCCCAUGCCCACACUUCUGCUUCCAAAUGUGUUGAAUGUUUUGUAAGACGGGCAGAUCACAAAAAAAAUAUAUUAUGUUUGUAUUUAUUAUCUGUAUUUUUCUAUGGUAAAUUCAGUGUAUAUUUUA